Molecule: messenger RNA, 4769 nt
Organism: Solea senegalensis (Senegalese sole)
Lineage: Eukaryota; Metazoa; Chordata; Actinopteri; Pleuronectiformes; Soleidae
Exons: 14
Coding region: 1180-4473 (1097 amino acids)
Biological process (GO): positive regulation of transcription elongation by RNA polymerase II; snRNA transcription by RNA polymerase II
Cellular component (GO): membrane; transcription elongation factor complex
Molecular function (GO): cis-regulatory region sequence-specific DNA binding
Source: RefSeq, a predicted model, not a curated record
ACACACACACACACACACACAGCGUCCAGCUUUAGGAGUGAGUCACCUGAGAGACUGAAGCGGCUGAGCUGAGUGAGCCCUGGUGAAAACUACCACCAUUUUACAGAGGGUAACAGUUCCUACGACAAAGACUGACCAGAGAGACAGGCUGGGCUCCUACAGGUGAGGAGGUUGUUGAAUCGAGGGGUUAUUAUUGAAAUACGUUAUUCGUGUAUUCGCGUUUUUGACAUGAUGCGACAGUGUCAUAACUGUUGCUGUGAGUCACAGCUCAACUUAAAGUCCUCUGUUAUUAGUCGAGUGGGAGCAGUGCAGUGUGGUCACGGUGUGUGUUUCCCAUGCUGGUCCACACACAGUGGGUGAGCAAUGGGCUUCCACCACAUUCCAGUGGUUUUGAAUUGUUCUGGAAUAUGUGCUGCAAAUCACAUACUGAACACCUUAUGCCACAGUUGUUUGUUUGUUUACAUUUCCAUAAUCAAUCUGCAUUUACACUUAGAACCAUGGUAUUCCUGUGUAAGACUAUCAUACAUGUAAGGCCUUUAUUUUUAAUUGUAACGGAUUGUUUUCUAGCAGCUAAAGCUAUUAAUAAAAGAUGAUGUUAUUUCAACAGUGGAUCCAGUGAAUACAUGUAAUAAUAAUAAUAUUUAAUCUCAACAGUUGGUAUAACUUCUAUGCAGCAUUUCAGUACAUUGUGGGUUACUUUGUUUUGCUCAGUAUAAAAUAGCAGACACAGGGGAUAUAGUUGAAUUAUAACCUGGAAACAUCACAAAGAUGGAAUGAGUUUACGUAUCAGUUCAAUAGUUGUUCAUGCCAGCUGGUUUCUGAUGCCCCCAGACAAUAAUGUCAAUUUGUUUUUCCUAUCACUCCGAAAUGAAAGGAGAUCUUCCUGGAAAGGUUGGGAAGGUCAAAUAUGGUCAAUACAAGUGUUAAUACAUCCUAAUUUAUCUUAGAGAAUAAUCAACGAGGGUUAUCAUGUCCCAUAAUAUUUUAAAACAAUAUUCAUAAUCUACUCUCCGGAGCUAUUUCAGUUCAGGUGUCUGAAUUAUAGACUUCAGAGCAUAUAAUUAUGUGAUACAUUCAUAAUUCAUCUUUUCUUUUCUUCUCUGCACAGUCUCUCUCCCUCUCUCUCUCUCCCUCUCUCUCCCUCUCUCUCUCAUUGAAUGACCAAAGUCAGCUUGCAGCAUGAGAAGCUGGAGAAAGAAAUUCAAGGCUGAAGAGCCUCACAGCGUGACAGAGUCUUCCUCAAGCAAGAGGAACUCCAUCGCUGAGCCACCGGUGCCUGUGUGGGUUAAUCACUCACCCACAUCCAGUAUUAUCACAGAUGAUGCUGAAAACACCACAUCUAGCACUCCACCGUAUGCAGGUGUAGAGGAGGAUGACAAAAAAGGGAGCAUGAAAGACAGGCUGAGGUCCCUCAUCCCUAGGUCUCUGGGGAACAUGUUCCAUAAACGGUCAGGGGAAAGUGACAGUUGUGAGGACUCUGACAUCAGCACUAAAACAAUUCAGAUCCUUCCUAAUGGGACCAGGGUGAGUCCUCCUGUAAGUCCCCUGUUUGAGCGUAAGAAUUGUGGAGGCUCACUCGGCAACUCCAGCCAGAACUCCCAUAAGCUAUUGCUGACGGAGGACUCCGAUCAUUAUGGCCUACGGGAGGACUCUCUCCUCACCAGCAUCCACCCUGCAGAGUACUAUGCCGAGAAGUUGGAAGUCUACAACCAGAAGUACUCAUACUUGAAAUCCUGGCCAGGCCUGCUCAGACUUCUUGCUGGACUUGAGCUCCUGUUUGGAGGGAUGGUCAUUGCCUGUGUCAUUGCUUACGUCCAGAAAGACAGCGAGUGGUCCAACGCCUAUGGACUCUAUAACGGUGCUUAUAACAACGGGCUGGGCUUGUCUGGCUACAGCUACAGCGGCCCCAUGACCCCCUUCAUUCUGGCCGUAGCUGGAAUCUCGUGGAUCGUUACCUUUUGUCUUCUGGUGGUGGGAAUGACGAUGAUUUAUCGCACCAUCCUCCUCAACUCCCCCUGGUGGCCUGUAGCGGAGGCUUUCAUGAACGUGGCACUCUUCCUCCUCCUCAUGGCUGCAGGGAUUGUAUACCUCAAUGACUUAAACCGCGGAGGGCUGUGCGACAUGACAAUAGGCGUUAAUCCCGUCAUGGCCAAUCUUUGUCGGGUUGAUGGAGGCCAGAUGGCGGGAACAGCUUUCAUCUUCAUCAACAUGACACUGUAUCUUGGAAGCUUCCUGGUAUGUCUGAAGAUGUGGAGGCAUGAAGCCACACGCAGGGAGAGGGAGCACUUUGGGAACAAGCACCACGAGGAGUUUCACCAGUCCAUCCCUCUGACGCACCCCAAAAAAACACGGAUUUCAUUCAAGGACGAAAUAGACAAGUCUGUGAGUAAAGAUUCCAUCGGUCCACGGGCAAAUGUCCUUGACUCGCAAGAGAACCCGGCCAGUGUGAGGAGAAAUACAGCAAUGGAAUACACGCCCAAAGCAUACAUAGUGGCAGACUACAUCGUGAAGUUUCCGGAGAUCCGCUGCGUGGAAGAGCGGGAAAAGUACAAAGCUGUUUUCAAUGAUCAGUAUCUGGAGUAUAAAGACCUUCACCGAGACCUCGCCAUCACACUCAGCAAGUUCAGAGAGCUGGACGUCAUGAUGGCACAACUACUGAAAGCUGGAAAAGGCCAGCAGGAUCAACAGAGGAUUCGAAGCAUUCUGAAGAAAUAUGAGCAGAAAAAAAGUGAUCCUUCCUUCUUAGACAAGAAGGAACGCUGUGAUUAUUUGAAAGCCAAACUAAGUCACAUCAAAUACAGAAUCCACACAUUUGACCAGGAGAUGAUGACAAACGCUCAGACUGUGGUAACAUCCAUCAUGUAUGACAGCCCUCCCGUGUACAGCCCACCGUACAGCACCACCUCCCAAAGCUUCUAUCCUGCGAGAAGCGUCCAUUCCCCUCAGAGCCAGAGUGUCCCUCACACCUACAGUCUCCCUCCAGACUCCUACUAUGUGGAGGGCACGCCUCAGCACUUUUACCGCUGGUUUUCACCCCCCGGUUUUGUCAAGACCUUCCAGGGCGCCAUCGUCGUCAUGUGUUUCGUCAUCUUUGCCUGUGUUGCUUCCACUUUGGUGUGGGACAUGAAUGGAUUUGGGUACGGGGGUUACGGUCUUGGGGCUACAGGAGGUGUCGCUGGGACGGGGUCAGGAUAUUACGGAGGCAGCUACGGAUAUGGCGGCUCGUACAUGACGCCGCACUCUGCCAAGUCAGCAAUGAUCUCCAUGGCAGCCAUCAACUUCCUGGUUUCACUGGGCUUCCUGGUGGGAAGUUUCUCACGGUCUCGGAUGAUUAGGGGAUGCAGGUUUUACCUGACUGUGUUCAUCUGUGAUAUCAUCUUAGCUGUCCUUCAGGGAAUCAUCGACAUUAUCUUUGUGAUUGGAGUGAAUCCAAUGUCUCAGAGCUCACAGAGCAUGUUGUACAACCCCAUGCUCAUGAUGUGUCAGAACAUCCAGGGCAGCCCCAGCCUCAGCGGAAGUGUGGGGGCAGGUUUCCCUGGGGGGUUCCCCAUGUACAACCAGUACCUGCACCACUACUGCUACAUGGACCCUGAAGAGGCUGUAGGAUUAGUGUUGGGUCUGAUGGUGGUGUUGGCUCUGUCUCUGUCCGCUUACUACGCAUACAAGACCCGCAGCAAGAUUUGGCGCCAUGGAAAGGCUAACAUCUACUGGGACAAUCCAGUGGUCAGACCAUCGGAGGGGCAGGAGGUGCUGGACUGGGCACCGACUGUUGUGGCAUCAGAGAGAACAGCGCCUGACCUCAGGGUGGCGAACAGCGUGGUCUCCUAUAGCAGCAAAACAGUCAACAUCCACAGUGAGGGACAAUAUCAAAGCAACAGUUUCUCUGCUGAGCGCAGCAAUCACGGAGCUGCGGUGCCUCUGUGCCAGAGCAGCACGGCCACGCGUUACUCCAGCAGCUCCUCGGACGAGAUCGGUAGCUUCCAAAAACCUCCUCCUCCUCCUCCUCUUCAACCUCCUCAUGUGGAAAGGAAAGCAAGGAAGAAUCUGGAGCCUCGUCCUGCUGCUCAGGAGAUGGUCGAGUCUCAGUAUGAAACUGGUUACACCACUGGGGACACUGGUAAUGAACUGGACCAGGACCAUACACUUCAUCUUUACAGGAUGUACCCAGAAAUAACCACAGAUGAGCAGCGGCAGCAGUACAAGAGGGAGUUUGACUCUGAUCUGACCCACUACAAGAGUCUGUGUGCAGACAUGGACAACAUCAGUGACCAAAUACACAAGCUCAGUCGAGAACUGGACACACUGGACGAAGGUUCUAUGAAAUACCAGGGGGUGGCAGAGGAGUAUAAUCACCUGAAAGACCUUAAAAGGACACCAGACUAUCAAGCAAAGAAGCAGCAGAGCAAACAACUCCGACAAAAGCUUUUUCACAUCAAGCGCUUGGUAAAAAUCUAUGACCAAGGUCUUUGUUAGUGUCUCAGUCAUGUGUUCAAACUGCUGAGGAUCUUUGAACAGCUUCUCUCCUGACUUCAGGCGCUGUAAGUCAGCUCUGGUUUGGACGCCACGUCUUACCUUCCAGCUGUCAGUCACUAGGACUGACUUUCCUCUGCAAUACCCUUGAGUUGUUAUGCUUGAUUUGGAAUUACUGUGUUUCUAUGUUCUAAUGACUGUAUGUUUUUAUAGAAGAUGAAGAUAAAGCGGACAAAUAAUGUAAAUAAAACUAUUCAAACACACUUUUUGGAAGAUGAAAACACUUGUACAUUUAUGGA